Tauraco erythrolophus (red-crested turaco) is the source of this 1389-nucleotide messenger RNA. The record is from RefSeq and is a predicted model, not a curated record. NCBI's taxonomy places the organism in Eukaryota, Metazoa, Chordata, Aves, Musophagiformes, Musophagidae.
AUGGGCAUGGAGCAGCCCGGUCUGAGCCCCAGUGGGGAGGAAGCCGUGGUCCUGGUUGGUGCUGGGAUGGAGAAGUCCGAGGAAGAGUUCAUUGACUGGUGGAGCAAAUUCUAUGCUUCCACAGGAGAGAGGGAAAAAUGUGGCUGCUAUCUAGAGAAGGGCUUUGACACCCUGAAGGUCUACGAGAUGGAGCUGGAGAACGUGGAGGACUUUGAGCAUCUCUCCGACUUCUGCCACACCUUCAAGCUGUAUCGGGGCCGGUCGCAGGACUCAAAUGAUGACCCCUCGGUCGUGGGGGAGUUCAAGGGUUCCUUCAAAAUUUACCCUCUCCCAGAUGACCCACGAGUCCCAGUGCCGCCUCGGCAGUUCCACCAGCUGCCGGCCAGAGGACCCCAGGAGUGUCUUGUCAGGGUCUACAUCAUCCGGGCCUUCGACCUCCAGCCCAAGGACACCAAUGGAAAGUGCGAUCCCUAUGUGAAGAUUUCGGUGGGAAAGAAAUCCAUAAAUGACCAAGAAAAUUACCUCCCCUGUACGCUGGAGCCUGUCUUUGGGAAGAUGUUCGAGUUGAGCUGCACUCUGCCCCUGGAGAAGGACUUGAAGAUCACGCUCUACGACUACGACCUCCUGUCGAAGGAUGAGAAGAUUGGGGAGACCGUCAUAGACCUGGAGAAUCGGUUCUUGUCGAAAUACGGGGCACACUGUGGCCUCCCCCAAACCUACUGCAUCUCUGGACCCAACCAGUGGCGAGACCAGCUCCGUCCUUCCCAGCUGCUUCACCUCUUCUCCCUGCAGCACAACUACAAGGCACCCACCUACAAGUCCGACCGGAUCAUCUUCAGGGAGCAUGAGUACAUCCUCUCUGAACUGGAGGAUGGCAAACCCCUCAACCCUCACCUGGGGCCGGUGGAGGAGCGUCUUGCCCUGUACGCCCUGCGGAAGCAAGGGCUGGUGCCGGAGCAUGUGGAGACCAGACCUCUGUACAGCCCUCUCCAGCCUGAAAUCGAACAGGGAAAACUACAGAUGUGGGUGGACCUGUUUCCAAAAUCCUUGGGUCAGCCUGGCCCCCCUUUCAACAUCACGCCACGCAAAGCGAAGAGGUUCUUCUUGCGCUGCAUCAUCUGGAACACCAAGGACGUCAUCCUCGAUGACCUCAGCAUCACUGGGGAGAAGAUGAGUGACAUCUAUGUCAAAGGCUGGCUGGUUGGCCACGAGGAGAACAAGCAGAAGACAGAUGUGCACUACAGGUCUAUGGGAGGAGAGGGCAACUUCAACUGGAGAUUCGUCUUCCCCUUUGACUAUCUCCCUGCUGAGCAAAUGUGUUACAUUGCAAAAAAGGUGAGCUUCCCUGGACAGAGGUUUUUCUGCCUUCUCGUAGUAACCCUGGAGUGA